Amyelois transitella is the source of this 2002-nucleotide messenger RNA. It is a transcript of the gene GSTs2, whose product is annotated as glutathione S-transferase 2. Gene Ontology annotation, molecular function: glutathione transferase activity. Lineage: Eukaryota; Metazoa; Arthropoda; Insecta; Lepidoptera; Pyralidae. Gene Ontology annotation, biological process: glutathione metabolic process. The transcript is spliced from 6 exons. The record is from RefSeq and is a predicted model, not a curated record. Bases 165 to 779 code for a protein of 204 amino acids.
GUACACAUUGAUGACGUAUACACCGGCCGGCUUGCUAUAAACAAGCCCUCACUAAUGGUGUGGCGCGAGACCGGUUUUCUAGAUUCGUCAGAAGCAUAUCUACCUCGCGUCAGUGUUAGACGUUGUUUCUCGCUCAAAAAAUAACAGAUAAUAAACACAUAACCAUGUCCAAAGUGGAGUUCUACUACUUCCCAGUGAAGGCUCUCGGUGAGAGCGUCAGGCUGCUGCUGGCGUAUGGCGGUCAAGAGUUCGAAGACAACAGGAUCCCAGCAGACAAAUGGCCAGAGUUCAAACCUAAGACCCCAUUUGGUCAAAUGCCAUUGUUGGUCAUUAAUGGUAAACAGUAUGCACAGAGCACAGCUAUCAGCAGAUACCUUGGACGCAAGUACGGCAUUGCCGGAGCUGAUGUCGAAGAGGAUUUUGAGAUCGACCAGAACGUGGAACUGCUCCAUGAUCUGCGUGCAAAGGCAGCACAAGUGCAAUACGAAGACGACGCAGCCAUUAAGGCCAAAAAACACGAGAAAUACACGCGGGAGGUGUAUCCGAACCUUCUCAAGAAACUGGAUGAGAUCAUCAGGAAAAAUAACGGCCACCUCGCCGCUGGCAAGCUCACAUGGGCUGACUUUAUGUUCGCCGGCAUGUACGAUUACGUCAAGACAAUGAUGCAGGCACCUGACCUGGACGAGAAGUUCCCCAGCUUCAAGAAACUGGAGCAGACUGUGCUGAACCUGCCCAAGGUUAAGGAGUAUGUGGCUAAAGCGCCUAAAUGUGAAUUUUAAGGUUAAACCCUUUUUUUUUAAUUAGGCUCAUGUCACACAGUCUCUUUUUUUUAAUUAGGCUCAUGUCAAACAGUCUUUUUUUUUUUUUAUUAGGCUCAUGUCACACAGGCCUUUUGAUUUGCUCGAUGAGUGAGGAUGUAGGUAGAAAUGGGGUUUUAACUUAUAGAUCCAGUCCAGUGAUUGUAAUUAACGUAUUAUUUUGAAAAAGUUACUUAGUAAUAUCACUAUGGGUACGUAUAGCUUUGCUGAACGCUUACACGGAUGUUUAUCAUCCAAUUCUUGUUUCAACCCCAUUUACUUUAGGUGGACUGAAUUAUCUCGAAUUCCAUGACUUUUGGCAUGAUUGAAAAGGAUUUUAUGGAAUAACUAAUAAUUUCAAUGAGGAGGGAUUUCGAUCUAAUGAAUGUUUUUAUAACAUUUUUUGUGACUUGUAACAAGAACUUGACUUUCACUAAGUCAAAAAUAAGAGGCUAAAGAGUUCAUCCUCAGUCAAGUAAUGAUCUUCAGUUUAUUACAGACUUUUGGCUUAUUAAGUACUAGUUUCUUUUGCACAAAAAUAGUUUAUAAUGAGAAAAGUUAGUUUUAUUUGCUUAUACUUAAGAUAAACAAGAAACGAAAUGGGAAAUGUUUGAAAAUAGUUGAAAGUUUGGCAACAUUGAUGCUUGUGUUGCCAUAUUAUCUUAGCCUUUUUCUUCUUUAUUGUGGAAAAAUGUGUUUUUAGUGCCUCAAACGUAAUUUUCGUCGUGUGCCGUGGGCUUUUUACUUUGUGUUACAUUACAGAUACACAUUUAUUAGUAGUUAAUUAAUGCUAGUUGUAAGAAAAUUAUUUUUCGCUUUACUAAGUAUUUGCUAAUGUUUUGUUUAAAAAGGCUUUGAAAUGAUAUUCACAAUUCACUGUUUUUACGCAAGAAAUAUUUGGUGCACAUGUUUUCAUGAAACAUAGUAAUUAUUGUUAGAAAUGUAACAGCCUUAAAAGGUCUAUUUUUAUAUUUAUUGUCAAAUAAAUUACAACUAUUUAAACAUAAGUACAUAUUUUCCUAACAACGAAGUUUAAAAAUACAAACAAAAAUGGAUAUUAAUUUUAUUCGUGAUAUCUUUAUUUUGUGUUAGAAAUAUUUGUUACUCUAUGAGAAAUAAGCUUUAUAUCACAUUUGUGUAUGAUAUUACACGCAAACUACACGAUAUGUUGAGUGUUUCAAAUAAAAUGUAUUUGUGUAAUAAAA